UGUACCACCUGGUGUCAAUGAUCAAACGCGCACUACACUUACAACGGACCAGGUAGGCAGCAGCAGAGAAGAUCAACAAGCUCUGGGUCAAGGCCACACGAGAGCAGAAGGAGAUGAGAAGGCUCAAACUAAGCCAACAUUCUCGACUGGUUCUGCGGGCUCUUCUAAGGCUGCUUCGGUAGUUGCGCUACCGAUUUCCCAACGCCGUACACGACAAGGUUCCUCCUCUCCCAAUGCACGCAGUGGCUCGAGGACCAAGCAGGAACAAGAGGGCGGCUCAUCCGGAUCGGGAUCUCGCUCUGAACAAUGUCGCCCACCAACAAAUGGAGGACCGCGGAGACGCGCAUCGGUCGACUGGGGAGCACCCAAAUAUCGUUUUCGGUUAUACUCGCAGCAGCUUUUCCAAGCUUUCCAUGACUUAACGGCGCGCAGUCCUGAUAGUCAGGUGGUAACCUUAUAUCAGUUUUGUCUUUCCGGCGGUUUUGCGAAUUUCUUUACACUAAAAUCGUAUCAGCGGUACUUCGACACGCCAAGCUGGCCACUGCUAGUAAUGGUGACUUCUGGAUUGUAUGAGCCAGCGCUUGGGAGCUUUGCGUCUCUAUAUGUAGAGCAGCUCGUUCGCCACCUGGAAUUUCGGCAACAGAGCUGUAGUUCGCACUGUCUAACGCUGCGCGAGCUGUUUGAUGAAGUCAAGUUAUGACAUCAAAAAAUUAGGUCACUCAGUCUUUCUUUCGAAAUACUAGAUGGGAGAACUGAUCCAGUUACAGUAACAGUAACAGGAAGAGUUUUUGUGAAUGUGAUUGUGACUUGGUUUCACUGAAAUUGAAUGCACGAUACACUCCAGCUACUAUCAUGCAUCAUGACUAGCGCUAACAAAGCAACUCUACGACGCUGAAACUGGACUUGGUGUCAAGAAAAUGCUGACUAACAGCUCCUCUUCGGCAGCGAUAGUGGAUCCUGUACUGUCGUCAUUGCAAGCUGCCUCAUCGAAGGCGCGUGAGGCAGAAGAAAAAGAGCAGGCGGCCGAGAUCAUUCGGUCAAGGGGCGGCUCUCCUCUUUCUCCGACAAGGGGGGAGGUAGCAGUCAACAAGGGAGGUACAAAUACUACGGAUGGGGAUGCUCGUCCACCUCAACAGGUAAACAGUAGUUCUGCUUCUGCCGCAGGAUUGACUGCAUCAUUUAGCGCUUCGUCAGCUGGCUCGACCGACGGUGGCGCGUCCAAAAAUCCUGAACUCGUGAUAGCACUAUCAUCGAAUUCCACGAUGUCCUCCUCUAGUGCGUCAAAAGCAGGCCUAUCGUCUGGAAGCCAGAUUCCUCGUUGUACCGGUCCCCCGCCUGAAAUCCUUCAGCGGAACAAAAAUCCUCUAUCGGUCGGAACGCUGGAUUGUCAUGGAGGCAUGCGCACCCCAACGCUGUCGAUGGAGGAUGUGCCGAUCACGACACUUGUCAAUUUUCUAGAAAAAGUUACCGCCGACGUCGAGCGCGAAAGCGCAGAGCGGGCAGAAGAACAAAUACCAUCUUCUGCUACAACUUUUACGGAAAAUCAAAGUGUUCUUCAUGGGACGAAGAGCAGUCGGCUUUAGCUCAAUGCAUCACUUAUGUAAUUAUAGAUAGGGGAGUCGGAGGUAUAGGUAUUCAAUAAUUUUUUGAAUAUACACGCAGACGCACGACACAUAGUUGAUGUCGUUGGAGGAUGUUUUGCGUUGCUUUAUCAGUAGUUCGUUGAGGAAAAUAAACAGCACCAGCAGUGAGCUGUUCAUUAUUAUCGAAGCUGCUGUAAGCGUUGAUAGACAACCACUUCUCUUCCCACAACAUUUUCUAGAACUUGUUGCGUCUAGUAAGCUAAGGCUAAUUUUUUGAGUGGUCUUCUUCUUCAUUUUCUGGGUUGGAUAAUCAUAUUUCAAACAGCGCUACCUAGGGGUCUCUUUCUGGAUUGGGGUUUCUGAACAUAGCUGAGUUCAUUAUUAGAUGGUCAUGUUGACGAGACUCUGAUGAUGUAUAAGCAUAGUCAAAUGAACUACAAAGAAAAUCUGAGUGCCGAAUAGACAUAGAGCAGGCGCUCUUCCCGGCCGACUAUUCUACGAUCAAUUGACUCGAUCAUAGAUGAGACAACGGCUUUUCCGAUGAAGACCAUACUCAUGGAAGCCGUAGUACAAUGCAAAACUGAUUCAUUUCCUGAUAAUGCUGAUCUUGAAGUGUGACAUCGCUUGCGAUACUGACAGCUCGACUUGAAGUGUGACAUCGCUUGCGGUACUCCAAAUCUAAAUUAUCUAAAUCUGACAGCUCGACUUGAGAGUCAGUCUCGAAACGGCUGCGAUAUCAACCCUGCACAUCAAGAGCAAUUCCAAUACUACAUUGAUACACGGCGUCCUGUUCCUCGUCUCAAAUUUUUAAUAAGCUCUUUUUUCCG
Molecule: messenger RNA, 2410 nt
Organism: Amoebophrya sp. A25
Lineage: Eukaryota; Dinophyceae; Syndiniales; Amoebophryaceae
Source: the annotation of a GenBank genome assembly